Molecule: messenger RNA, 1068 nt
Organism: Chanos chanos (milkfish)
Lineage: Eukaryota; Metazoa; Chordata; Actinopteri; Gonorynchiformes; Chanidae
Product: butyrophilin subfamily 1 member A1-like
Exons: 5
Coding region: 1-1068 (355 amino acids)
Biological process (GO): regulation of cytokine production; T cell receptor signaling pathway
Cellular component (GO): external side of plasma membrane
Molecular function (GO): signaling receptor binding
Source: RefSeq, a predicted model, not a curated record
AUGGUGAUGAAGUCUGAGGACAGAAAGGGAGAGGAAGUCAGCUGUGUGGGGUUUGAGAUCUUGCCGUCUGAUGACAGUUGGAGACGCCCUGCCCUGGAAGAGACGGAGAAUGGAACAGAGAGGAUUCUGGGAGGAGAUCAGUUUCAGGUUGUUGGUCCAGCUGGUCCUUUUAUUGCUGUAGCUGGUGAAGACCUGGUUCUGCCCUGUUCUCUCAAACCCAACAUCAGUGCUGUGGACAUGACAGUGGAGUGGAGUAGACUCCAUGGAUCAGACACUCUAGUGCAUCUGUACACAGAACAUGAAGACAGAAAUGAGAAACAGAGUCAGUCCUAUAGAGGGAGGACAGCACUGUUUAAAGAGGAACUGCAGAAAGGCAACACUUCAUUAAAACUCUCCAGAGUGAGAGUCUCUGAUGAAGGACAAUAUAAAUGUUUGAUUGAUAAUAAAAACUGGCAGGGUGAUGUGACUGUUGAAGUCAUAGUUGAAGCUGUUGGAACCGAGCCUGUGAUCACUGUGACAGGCUGUGAUUACUCAGGAAGGCGGAGUCUGUCGUGUGAAUCUACAGGUUGGAACCCUGAACCUUUGGUUUUGUGGUUGGACAGUGAAGGAGAGAUUCUCCCAGCAGAGGCUACACAGACAGAUGAAGACACAGAGGGUUUCAAUGUGAAGCAACGUGUUAUUGUACAGGACAGUGAUGCCAACAGACUCCGCUGUAGAGUAACAAUUAGAGACCGCAUGAGGGAGACAGAGAUUUUCAUCCCAUUGGCGUUUGUUCAAGAAGUACUGUCAGCUCAUAAAGAAGCAGACAUGAGUGGCAUAAAACUGAAGAAUCUUGGUGUGGAGCUCUGUGCUGAAUUGAAAAAUCCUCGCUGUAUAGUGGAGAAACUGAGGCUGUUUGACUGUAAACUGACUGAGAAAAGUUGUGGAGUUCUGGCCUCAGUUCUCAGAUCAAACUCCUCCAGUCUGAAAUUCCUGGACCUGGGUUGGAAUGAUCUGUAUGAUUCAGGAGUGGAGAAGCUCUCUGCUGGCCUGGAGAGUCCUGACUGUAAACUGGAGACACUGUGGUAA